Lytechinus variegatus (green sea urchin) is the source of this 1100-nucleotide messenger RNA. RefSeq names its product coiled-coil domain-containing protein 127-like. Bases 462 to 1067 code for a protein of 201 amino acids. The transcript has 3 exons. The record is from RefSeq and is a predicted model, not a curated record. Lineage: Eukaryota; Metazoa; Echinodermata; Echinoidea; Temnopleuroida; Toxopneustidae.
CAUUGGCGUAAAAGAUGCCCUUGUGGAACUAAUGGCUAAUCAAAUUCUCUGUUAGGAAUUCCACUCACUCCCGCGGCUAGCUACGUACGUACAAAACUGUAAAUACGGAAGUGAUUCCAUAAUGGCUAUGCAUGUACUGUAUUAUAGUUGCAAUUUUGCAUAGAUCCAGUUAUCAGCGGACCGUGAGAUCGAGACGCGACGUUGACCGGAUGAUCCAGCGUGGAGAAAGCCUGGAGUUCAUGUUGGAUACACUGGAUCUCCAAAUAAAUGGCAGCCAUAGCAUCAGGAUUCUGAGUAGAUCUGAGUUAGAAUUCUAAGUUAACUUAAGCAUCUGUAAGACUGUAAAUUGUCCUCGAAGUCCCUAGUGCUACCACGCAGCUGCGGCCGAGGCACAACUUGCUAUCUUCAUGAGAUGUGACUUAGCCUUCUAGUUCUAGGCGUUCCACUGCUAAAUUAAAAGAAUGAAUAUUAUGAAUGAUCUAAAUAUCCUGCCUGAUCCACCGGAGACCUGGCAAGCAAAGAUCAGCAGGCUCGUUCGAGAUGUUUUUCUCCCGUAUGCAGUUCCUUACGUCAUUCCAGCUUUUCUAAGUUGGAAAGUUUCGAGAAGUCUUCAUGUUGAUCCAAACGACAAGAUUUCCUCGUUGCAAGCUGAAAUCAGGAGGUUAAAAUUUGAAAUUGAAAACUUCCAUGGCCAUAUCACCGACACACAGCAAAAAGAAUACCAAAAGCAUAUUCAGAUGAAUCGGGACCUGGAUGCGAUAUCCAACAUGCUCGAAGAACGCCAGGAUAUCUACUGCAGUCCCUUCAAGCAUAAAGAAACAAGACUAAAACUGGAGAAGAAACUCCGAGAGUAUGUAGUCGAGCGCCCCUAUGAAAGGGAGUUGAAACUUUUCAGUGGCAUAGAAGAGAUACUGGAGAAAGAUUGCCAUUGCGGAGGAAACAGAAGUGAAAAUGGCUGCCUCAUGUGGGUAUAUAUGGAAUUGUGGAGGACAAGAGCACGGCUCAAUAUGCAAGAAAAUGUCAUCCUCAAAAUGAGAGCAUAUGAUCUAAAGGAGAAAAAAAAGUAAACUGAUGGAAUAAAGACAAAAAUCAUUUUUCUA